Messenger RNA from Enhydra lutris kenyoni (northern sea otter), 1400 nucleotides. RefSeq names its product ATPase Na+/K+ transporting subunit beta 2. The coding region runs from base 72 to 944 and encodes 290 amino acids. Gene Ontology annotation, cellular component: sodium:potassium-exchanging ATPase complex. Gene Ontology annotation, biological process: potassium ion import across plasma membrane; intracellular sodium ion homeostasis; sodium ion export across plasma membrane. The transcript has 7 exons. The record is from RefSeq and is a predicted model, not a curated record. Gene Ontology annotation, molecular function: ATPase activator activity. NCBI's taxonomy places the organism in Eukaryota, Metazoa, Chordata, Mammalia, Carnivora, Mustelidae.
GCUUCUGCGCGCCGCACCCCAGCUUCUCCGCAGCCCCCCGACCAGCGCGGGACUCGCCCCCCGCCGCCAAGAUGGUCAUCCAGAAGGAGAAGAAGAGCUGCGGGCAGGUGGUUGAGGAGUGGAAGGAGUUCGUGUGGAACCCGAGGACGCACCAGUUCAUGGGCCGCACCGGCACCAGUUGGGCCUUUAUCCUCCUCUUCUACCUCGUCUUCUAUGGCUUCCUCACGGCGAUGUUCACCCUUACCAUGUGGGUCAUGCUGCAGACGGUCUCUGACCAUACCCCCAAGUACCAGGACCGACUGGCCACGCCAGGCUUGAUGAUUCGCCCCAAGACCGAGAAUCUUGAUGUCGUUGUCAACGUCAGUGACUCCGAGAGCUGGGACCAGCACGUUCAGAAGCUCAACAAGUUCUUGGAGCCUUACAAUGAUUCCAUCCAAGCCCAAAAGAACGAUGUCUGCCGCCCGGGGCGCUACUAUGAACAGCCGGAUAAUGGGGUUCUCAACUACCCGAAGCGUGCCUGUCAGUUCAACCGAACCCAGCUGGGGGAUUGCUCUGGCAUCGGGGACCCAACCCACUACGGUUACAGCACUGGUCAGCCCUGUGUCUUCAUCAAGAUGAACCGGGUCAUCAACUUCUACGCAGGAGCCAAUCAGAGCAUGAAUGUCACCUGUGUGGGGAAGCGUGAUGAAGAUGCUGAGAAUCUUGGCAACUUUGUCAUGUUUCCUGCCAAUGGCAACAUCGACCUCAUGUACUUCCCCUACUAUGGCAAAAAGUUCCAUGUGAACUACACGCAGCCCCUGGUGGCCGUCAAGUUCCUGAACGUGACCCCCAACGUGGAGGUGAACGUGGAAUGCCGGGUCAAUGCCGCCAACAUCGCCACGGAUGACGAGCGGGACAAGUUCGCCGGCCGCGUGGCCUUCAAGCUCCGUGUCAACAAAACCUGAGGCCCCUUCCUCCUGCCCCCACCUCUUUCCUAUGGAUGCUUCUGGAAUGUCCCCGACCCUGCCUGAUCCCUCCCUCACCCGCCCCAAAGGUAUUUUUUAUAACAGAGCUAUGACUUGUUUGAGCCCCACUCCCUUUUUCUUUACUUGUGAACCCCACCUGGUGAUGGCCAUUUGUGAUUCCUGGCCUCCUGUCCCCGCCCUUCCUCUCCCGACUCCAGCUCUGUCAGAGGCAGGGAGACGGGAUCCCGGGACGGCCCCAGAGGACUUAGGAGCUGUUCUGGUUCUGUUUUAGCUGUGAGUAGGGUGUCUCCACCCCUCCUGUCCCCAGAGAACUAUAGAAGAUGCCUUUCUGCCCACCUUCACACCUGCCCACUUUCACACCUGCCUUCGCACUCAUCCUCCUCUUACACACACAGACAUACACACGCGCAUCUCUGUUCAGCUCCAGACACUCCA